Messenger RNA from Zophobas morio, 1706 nucleotides. Its product is annotated as dnaJ homolog subfamily C member 21. The coding region runs from base 115 to 1650 and encodes 511 amino acids. Gene Ontology annotation, molecular function: zinc ion binding; nucleic acid binding. NCBI's taxonomy places the organism in Eukaryota, Metazoa, Arthropoda, Insecta, Coleoptera, Tenebrionidae. Gene Ontology annotation, cellular component: cytoplasm. The record is from RefSeq and is a predicted model, not a curated record. The transcript has a single exon.
UCAAAAUUACACAAUAGGGGCUGGAUCCUGCUUUGACAACUUGUCACUCUUCAGAAAGGUUAGGUGUCCACAUUUCCAAAUCCUUUAAUCAAAACACACGUUCUUUCCCCAACGAUGAAGUGCCAUUACGAAAUUCUCAAUGUUCCUCGAGACGCCGACCUGCCCGAAAUCAAAUCGGCGUACCGAAAAUUCGCCCUUAAGUGGCACCCCGACAAGAACCUCAACAACACCGACUACGCCAAGGAGCAGUUUCAGCUGGUGCAGCAAGCCUACGAGGUGCUCAGUGACCCCCAGGAACGGGCUUGGUACGACAAACACCGCGAGCAAAUCCUUCGAGGCGCCAAUUCCGAGUUCGAAGACAACAGUCUCGACCUAUUCCAGUUUUUCACGACGACUUGCUUCAAGGGUUAUGGAGAUGACGAGAAGGGCUUCUACGCGGUGUAUCGCAACGUUUUCGACCAAAUUAUCAAAGAAGAUAUUGAGUUUAUGGACGAUAAGGAGGAGUUUUGUGACGUGCCGCGAUUCGGGGGCUCGCAGAGUGACUACGACGAGGUAGUGGGGCCGUUCUACUCGUACUGGUCGAGUUAUUGCACGAAAAAGAGUUACGUGUGGUUGGAUCCGUACGACAUUAAGGAGAUUCGCGAUAGAAAAAUAUUUAAAGCGGCGGAGAAAGAGAAUAAGAAGGUUAGAAUGAAAGCGAAAAAGGAGAGGAAUGAGGAGGUGAGGAAUCUUGUGGCUUUUGUGAGGAAGAGGGACAAGCGGGUGCAGGAGCGGACGAAGUUGAUGGAGGCGAAGGUUUUGGAGAACAGGCAGAAGCAGGAGGUGUUGAGUAAACAGAGGAGGAUGGAGAGGAAGAAACAGUUGAAUGAGUCGGGGGCGCAGGCUGAGUGGACCAAGUUUGAUAACGUAAAGUCGGAGUUGGAGGAGAUUGAGAAACAUUUGGUGGAGCAGUUUGGUGAGGAGGUGUCGGAUUCUGAAGAAGAAGAGGAAGACUGCAGUGAUCUCUACUGUGUGGCGUGUAAUAAAGUAUUUAAAACCCCGAGAGCGUUAGAAAAUCACGAAUCCAGUAAGAAACAUAGAGAAAAUGUGGAAAAAUUGAAACUGAUUAUGAUGGAAGAAGAAGAAGAAGAAGGAUACGACGACGAGGAAGAAGAGGAAGUUGGGGAGGAUGCAAUAGUGGCAGAAGUAGAUAAUUCACCACUUGAGGAACUCAGUGAAGACGACUCAGAAAACUCAGUGGAACGAACAAAAAAGCAGAAAAAGAAAAAUAAAAAAGCUAGGAAUAUUUUAACAGUUAAUAAUGAGGAAGACACGAAUUGCGAGCUUGACGUACCGAAAGUUGUAGACUCUGAUGAUAAUUUUGAUUUUGAGUCGAGAAAAAAGCAGAAAAAGAAGAACAAAAAGCAGGGUAAAACUAAAAAUGUGAGUGAAGAAAAAACUGAAGAAGAAGAAAAUAUUGCACAGGAUAUUAAAAACAGUAAAAAGAAGCAGUCAAAAAAAGAAAAGAAAAACGUAACUAGUGAAGAAAUAGACUUAAGUCACUGUUGUGUAACGUGCAAGUCAAAUUUUCCCUCAAAGAAUAAGUUGUUUGACCAUUUGAAGAAAACAGGGCAUGGGGUUUACGUAAAUAAAACUAAGAACGCCAAAUAAUUUAUUUAUUUAAAUUUGUUAAUUUAAUUUUUCAAUAAAACUCACGUAUUUCGAAA